CACUUGUCAUCACAUAUAUUCACACCUUUUAAAAGGAAUCAUAAAAGAAGUCCAGUUUCGCGCCAUAUUGAUUAAGAUUCAUUUCGUCACUGUUGCUGCGGUUGCUAUCUCUUCGUUAUGACAACAACAAUAAUAGGCACUGGGCUGCGAGUAAAUCAAAAUGGAAACGUGAUUGCUGGGAUGUUGAUAUCCUUAUAAAAACAAUCAUAAUCCACCACGAUUAAACUUCUAUUUGCGUAUUUCAUUCGAACAUAAUUACAAACAUAUACUGGUUGGACUUUCUGGAGGCAGAUGUUUGCAGAAUAUAUUACUUUUAAAGCGCAAACGCCAACGAACGAAAAGAACCCGGCCUAAACCAUCAUUGUUGCUUUUUGUAUGAUUUUACAAAGCUGUGGUUUAUGGGAAACAAGACCAUGAUACAUGAAAAAUGGGAGAUGCACCAAUUUUGAAACGUUUGUUGUCGCCUCGAGAUUAGAUUCAUGAUGUACGAUGCUACUGCUUGCCUGCUUUUUUAAUCGCGAGGCGAUAAACGACCAUCGCUUUUUCGUUAGGAGCGCCUUUGAGAUUAUUUUUGAAUUGACAAGCGCCAAACUUUGUACAAACAAUUUGCAAGAAUGACAAGCGAAAAUUUUGACUUCGAACUUGAUGAAACUGCUUUGCAGGACCUUUAUACGUGGAUCGAUGAAAUUCCACUUACAAGGCCAAAGAAAAAUAUUUCCAGAGAUUUUAGUGACGGUGUCCUAGUUGCAGAGAUUGUUCACCAUUUUUUGCCAAAAGUGAUUGACUUACAUAAUUAUGUUGCUGCCAAUGGAAAUCAAGCAAAAGCAGACAAUUGGAAUCUCCUGACAAGGAAAGUUUUGACUAAACUUGGUUACAAUGUACCACAACAGUUGACAAAAGGCAUAAUUUCAAGUAAACCUGGUGACAUAGAGAAGUUUCUCUACAGGCUCAGGCAAAAGAUUGAAACAUUUCAAGCAAAGAAAAAGGCUGCGGCUUUGCGAGAGAAGGAACAAGUUUAUGACGAGUUAGGAGGUGAAAUGAGUAGCAGAAGUGAAGAGUAUUAUGCGCAAAAUCUUCCUUACAACGAUGGAUCAUACCGGCCACCAAAUGGACAACUCGGAGGUUAUGCCAUAGACUAUGGCAGCAAUGGAGUUGGUCAGAAUCACCCAUUUUACCCUCCCACCAAUCAACAACAACCACAGCAGCAGCCGCCGUAUUAUUAUCAAAGUGAGCCUCGUACAAUCCCUGAUAAUCGAACAUACCCGCCAAUGGGCCCAGACAAUUCCAAGCAGCGACAGUUUUCAGAGAGUUCUCCGCGAUCUAAUGGAGUUGUACCAGGAAAAGCAGGAGACAAAAGGGUAUCUGUUCAACCGCCCAACCAAAACGAAAAUGAACUUCAAGCAUUGAAAAUUGCUUUAGAAGAAAAGGAACAAGCCCUGCUCUCCUCUCAAGAAACAGUCCAGAUUCUGAACGUGAAAGUCAGGAGACUGGAGCAUCUUUUACACCUAAAGAACCUCAGAAUCGAUGAUCUAACGAGCAAGUUGAAUGGCACUCAAAGAAUAACCCCACAAAACCAAAUGGCACAUCCACCCAUGCAGAAUCAGAACUUUUCGUCACCUCCUGGGCCAGGGUACGGCCAGGUUCAGCCCUUAAAACCGCACCCACCCUUGCCAGACAUUGCACCAAAAGCUGGGGUAACAAGGCAUUAUCGCUAGGAUGCUUUCAUGUAUUUUAAGCCACCCUGCAACGCAGUUGUAGAUACGAACUAGGCCCUCUAUAAAUAGGAAAUAUUUUAAUCACCAGGAACAAGUAUUGAUAAAACAGUUUUCAUCAUUUCAUUUCAUUUCAAGGUUUAGUACAUCGCAUUUGAAACCUGUUUUACAGGAACUUAACGGAACUUUUACAGGAUAAUUUCAAAAACGAAACACUCUCCUCAUAAUCUAGGUUUACAGUAUUUACAUCAAGCAAUUGUAAUCGAUUUAAACAUACACGGCAUUUGAUUUUUCAUUUUUCCUGUUAAAAUUGUAAAUACUCAAUUGUAUCAUUAUGCGGCAAA
Molecule: messenger RNA, 2056 nt
Organism: Rhopilema esculentum
Lineage: Eukaryota; Metazoa; Cnidaria; Scyphozoa; Rhizostomeae; Rhizostomatidae
Product: sperm flagella and cilia-associated protein 1
Biological process (GO): regulation of cytoskeleton organization
Cellular component (GO): axoneme
Molecular function (GO): microtubule binding
Source: RefSeq, a predicted model, not a curated record